Arachis stenosperma is the source of this 717-nucleotide messenger RNA. RefSeq names its product putative methylesterase 6. Lineage: Eukaryota; Viridiplantae; Streptophyta; Magnoliopsida; Fabales; Fabaceae. The transcript has 2 exons. Gene Ontology annotation, molecular function: methyl indole-3-acetate esterase activity; methyl jasmonate esterase activity; methyl salicylate esterase activity. Gene Ontology annotation, biological process: jasmonic acid metabolic process; salicylic acid metabolic process. The record is from RefSeq and is a predicted model, not a curated record. The coding region runs from base 1 to 717 and encodes 238 amino acids.
AUGCCUGAAGAAUGGAUAAUACCUAAUGGUAUUGAAGAACCACAAAUACAAAAUAUUAGAAUAAGAGAAAUAAUAAGAGAAGGACCUGAUAUUAGAAUUAGGAUGAAUAGAUCCCAAUCAUUAAGAAUUCCUGAUAAUGUUGAAACUAUUAGCCAUAAAAAUUCUAUAGAUAAUUCAUCAAUAGGAAAUAUCGAUGAUAUUGUAGGAAUUGACAACAGAAGGUCACAUAUAGCCACUGCUGUAUAUAAAUCACCUUCAGAAUUUGAUCCAAGAGAAUCACAAGUUUUAUCAGUAAUUAUAAAGGAAGAACCAUUUGAGAUUGAUAAAGAGUGGAUAAGACAAGAUUUUAAUGCUGAUUAUAAUAAACCACUAAGAGAUUGGUAUUUUACCAACCAUUCAGAAAAUGAGGUUAUUAGACUAAGAGAACUAUUCUAUGAUUUCAUGAAAGAAAAUAGAAUUAGCUUAUAUUUCUUUGACUGUCUUGAUGAUAUAAUACGGGCGGUAACCCCAUCAACCACAAGAUAUGGUUCUGUAAAUCGUGCCUUCAUUGUGUCUAAAAAUGAUCUUUUUGCCACUCUAGAUUUUCAACAAUUCAUGAUCGAGAACAAUCCCCCAAAUCGCACGGUUGAGAUUGCAGGAUCUGAUCACAUGGUCAUGAUGUCCAAGCCCACAAACCUUGCCCUUCAACUGCAAUCCAUUGCUGAUUAUUAUGAUUAA